Messenger RNA from Macadamia integrifolia, 874 nucleotides. Its product is annotated as peptidyl-prolyl cis-trans isomerase FKBP16-3, chloroplastic. The coding region runs from base 167 to 784 and encodes 205 amino acids. The record is from RefSeq and is a predicted model, not a curated record. Gene Ontology annotation, molecular function: peptidyl-prolyl cis-trans isomerase activity. The transcript has 6 exons. Lineage: Eukaryota; Viridiplantae; Streptophyta; Magnoliopsida; Proteales; Proteaceae.
AAACUGAUAUUGUACAAUCGAAACGCAAACGCGGUUCUCUUAUGGCAAAAAGCCACGAGUUCUUGGUUCUUACAGAUAAGGUUCGUAAUUUUGUUAUAGUGCCAUACCUUCCUUCGUUAUCCGCCUGAAGUGAAAAGUUUUGCGUGCUCUUUUAGCCGAGUUCGAAAUGGCUUCGUCGUCCUUUCUUCUUCCGUUAAGUUCUGUAUUUGGUAGAGGAACUUCUACCAAUUGUCAAAGUGUAUCUAGAAACAGAUGCCAAAACCUCACAGUGCAAUACUCUGCUUCAUGGGAUAGAGUUAGAACUGGAGGUUCAAGGGAAUAUGAAGAUGACUUCGCUCUAAUUAACCGUAGGACUAUGAUUGGGUUAACCUUUGGGAUUUCUAGGCUUGUGGUCUCAUUUGAUGCUGAGCCUGCGGGGCUUCCUCCCGAGCAAAAGCUGAGAUUAUGUGAUGAUGCUUGCAAGGAGAAACUUGAAAAUGUACCUAUGGUAACUAUAGAGUCUGGCUUGCAGUACAAGGAUAUUAAAGUUGGCAUUGGUCCUAGUCCACCUGUUGGUUUUCAGGUCGCUGCAAAUUAUGUUGCCAUGGUGCCCUCUGGACAAAUAUUUGAUAGUUCUUUGGAAAAAGGUCAACCUUAUAUAUUUCGUGUUGGCUCUGGUCAGGAUUUGGUGAUAAAGAGGAUUAUUGGCAGUGGGUGUGAAGAGAAAGGACUCUACCUACUUGAACCUCAAUCACCUUUAUUGGUUACAACUUACAACUUAGUCUUAUGUGUGUGGACGUACUGAUAGUAGUUCUGUGUAUUUUGUGAUGUUAUGGCACCAACGUUUAGGACAUCCAUCUUUUGUUGUUAUGAGGAAGCAGUUACCUCAUUUAUU